Molecule: messenger RNA, 746 nt
Organism: Tauraco erythrolophus (red-crested turaco)
Lineage: Eukaryota; Metazoa; Chordata; Aves; Musophagiformes; Musophagidae
Source: RefSeq, a predicted model, not a curated record
AAGAUAAAGGGAAAGCAAAACCCAAUAGCGCAAGUCAGCAGUCCAGUACAGAAGUGAGUCCUUUUCUUCCCAAACCUGGAGUGGCAGCAGUGGCACCUGUAACACCUGCCUCGUCCUCCAAGAGCACGAAUGGAGCUCCUAACACGGUUUCUGAGUCAGAAGAGGAAAAAGCCAAAAAACUGCUUUACUGUUCAUUAUGCAAAGUGGCUGUGAAUUCCCUGUCACAACUAGAAGCCCACAAUACAGGCUCCAAGCACAAGACCAUGGUAGAGGCUCGGAAUGGUGCUGGUCCCAUCAAGUCUUACCCUAGACCUGGAUCCCGGCUGAAGGUGCAGAACGGCAAUAAAGGCUCAGGACUGCAGAACAAGACGUUUCAUUGUGAAAUAUGUGAUGUCCAUGUUAAUUCAGAAAUUCAACUUAAACAGCACAUUUCCAGCCGAAGGCAUAAGGACAGAGUUGCAGGAAAGCCUAUGAAACCUAAAUACAGUCCUUACAACAAACUUCAGCGCAGCCCGAGUAUUUUAGCAGCAAAGCUUGCAUUCCAGAAGGACAUGAUUAAGCCGCUGGCACCCGCUUUCCUUUCAUCUCCUCUUGCUGCGGCUGCAGCUGUGUCGUCGGCUCUGUCCCUUCCUCCCCGUCCCUCUGCCUCCUUGUUCCAGGCACCUGCAAUACCACCAGCUCUCCUCAGGCCAGGCCAUGGUCCCAUCCGGGCAACACCUGCCUCCAUACUUUUUGCACCAUACUAA